Messenger RNA from Oryctolagus cuniculus (rabbit), 1881 nucleotides. The record is from RefSeq and is a predicted model, not a curated record. Lineage: Eukaryota; Metazoa; Chordata; Mammalia; Lagomorpha; Leporidae.
UCUACUCAGGUUUCUACAAACCGAACACCCCCAAACUGGAGCGAUUCCAGCAACACCUGGGGCUCAUUGUGCAUCGCGUGCUCCCCUCCCUGGAGAAACACCUGGAGAAGGAGGGUGUGUGCCUGGAGGACUCCACCACCCACUGGUACAUCCAGUGCUUCCUGGAUGGGGUGCCGUUCCCCCUGGCUCUGAGAAUAUGGGAUAUAUACAUCCUGGAGGGCGAGCACGUGCUCCCGGCCAUGGCAUACACGGCCCUCAAGAUCCAUCAAAAGCGCCUGCUGAAGAUGCCCCGGGACCACCUCCGGGAGUUCCUGCAGGUGACCCUGAAGCAGGCCUGGUCUCUGAGCGAGGACGCGGUCAUCAGGCAGCUGCGGGCCUCCAUGCGUGAGCUGGGGAAGCUCCAGUGCCUCCUGCCUCCCGAAGCCAAGGCCAUCGAACAGUGCAGCAGGCCCCUGGGGCAGGCACGCGUCCCCCAGAUGCACGUUCCUGCCCCCACUGCUCCGAAGGCCAAAAUCACCAUUCAGGACACAGUGGCAGUGUGGGAGCAGACCAGGGGUCCCGCUACCCGUGCAGUGAUGAUCCGUCCUCCAGAAAGCUUUGGCCUCCGCAUCACCAAGAGGGAAGGCAUGGAGGAGGAGGAGAGCUGGGAAGGCAGCCCAGAGCCCCUCGGCCUGGGCUCCCCUGUGGGGACCGCAGAGUCUCCAGGUUCUGCCAGCCCCACGGAGUCUCCAAAGUGCUCGAGGUGGGGAGGCCUGUGCCAGUGCGCCAGUCUCCCUAACCUGAGCGGGCCAGAGCACAGGGAGGACGACUCCUCCGACGCUGGCAGCCGGGAGGGCCUGUGGAUGUGGGCUCCUCCACGGGCCUCAGAGUCCCCGGAACCAGGGCCCAUGCAGGCUGUCCCUGCCUGGGGGCCACGGCUGAAGACUCCCCACUACUGGCAUGGCAGCCCCACGCACUCUGGGGACAGUCACGGGCUGGAGCCGGCCAGAGCCAGCCCUGGGCUGGGAGACCAGGCCCGCGUGCCCUCCCUGGCCAGAGGCCUCCUUACCUCCUAUUCCACAGGGCACCUGGAUGAUGGGUGCCUCCUAGAAGAGAGGCCGAGUCCAGCAUCUGUCCUGCCCAGGCUGGGCAGCAGCCUUCCGUGUGUCUUCACGGCAUCCUAUGCACUUGGUUGAGCCCCCACCGCCCAGGCUCUUCCUGGGGCCAGGACACCCUGACACUGGAAGACAACAGCCAUGCCAGGAGCCACUGUACUCUCCUCCCCGCCCCCCUCCCCCACCGCCACCCUCAGGUGGUGCUGAGCCUGUAUUAAAUUGUCCCAUGGAAAGGAGUUUGCUCCAGUUUGUGACCCCGGUGCCCAGCGGCAGCAAGCUUCCCCGUGUUCCUGGGGAGAUGGGUGGUUCCACAGCCCCCAGCCCCAGGCAGAGACCCACUCAGGACCCUGCAGACAAUGCCUGAGAUUCAGCUGUGCCCUGUGGGGACUGGGCCAGGGUGGGAGAGCAGCAGCCGUGAGUGCCCGUGACCUCUGGGACAGAUCAGCACAAUAGGAACAGCUGUGGUUGGAGGGCCUGUGUCACCUCUGUGCUCUCCCCUAGACCUGGGCGGCCGUGGCUGCAGCAUCCCUGGCUUGACCCCACAUGGCUCUCCCACGUGGGAGAGGAUGUGCACUGUGGGCUGGGAGGCGACCAGUGGCCAGAGUACGUCUACUGCCCAACUGACCAGGUGUUGGUAGCGUAGGCAGGAGGCACAUUUGAUAGAAUCGCAUGGAUUCUCGGUGGAGGUGAGAGGGACUUGCUCUCGGCUGUGCCUGUGUGUGAACACCACGGGAGUAGAGCCCUUGGCCCUGGGACUCAGAGAGGUUCUCCAGGAAGGGCUGCCGCA